Messenger RNA from Tachyglossus aculeatus (Australian echidna), 1456 nucleotides. RefSeq names its product pantothenate kinase 3 (gene PANK3). NCBI's taxonomy places the organism in Eukaryota, Metazoa, Chordata, Mammalia, Monotremata, Tachyglossidae. Bases 141 to 1253 code for a protein of 370 amino acids. The record is from RefSeq and is a predicted model, not a curated record. Gene Ontology annotation, cellular component: nucleus; cytosol. Gene Ontology annotation, biological process: coenzyme A biosynthetic process. The transcript is spliced from 7 exons. Gene Ontology annotation, molecular function: ATP binding; pantothenate kinase activity.
CUCCGUCCCCCGCCGGGCCCCCGCCGCGCACCCUGUCGUCGGGGCGGCCGGGGCCCGGAGCCCCCGCUCGGCCUCCCGCGGCCCGUCGUCUCCUCAGGCCCGGCCUCACCGCCCGCGCUGCAGCCCCGACGCCCGGCGCCAUGAAGAUCAAGGAUGCCAAGAAGCCAUCUUUCCCAUGGUUUGGCAUGGACAUUGGGGGAACCCUCGUGAAGCUCGCGUAUUUUGAGCCUAUUGAUAUCACAGCAGAGGAGGAGCAGGAAGAAGUUGAAAGUUUAAAAAGUAUCCGGAAAUAUCUGACUUCCAACGUUGCCUAUGGAUCCACUGGCAUUCGGGACGUCCAUCUGGAGUUGAAGGACUUGACGCUCUUUGGCCGAAGAGGGAACUUGCACUUUAUCAGAUUCCCAACCCAUGACCUGCCUACUUUUAUCCAAAUGGGAAGAGAUAAAAACUUCUCAACACUACACACAGUGCUGUGCGCCACUGGAGGUGGUGCUUACAAGUUUGAAAAAGAAUUCCGUACAAUUGGAAAUCUCCAGCUGCACAAACUGGAUGAAAUUGAUUGCCUUGUAAAGGGCUUAAUGUAUAUAGAUUCCGUCAGUUUUAAUGGACAGGCGGAGUGCUAUUAUUUUGGCAAUGCCUCAGAACCCGAAAGAUGCCAAAAGAUGCCUUUUAACCUAGAUGACCCUUACCCGCUGUUGGUUGUAAACAUUGGUUCUGGAGUCAGCAUUUUAGCGGUCCACUCCAAGGACAACUAUAAAAGGGUGACAGGAACAAGCCUUGGAGGAGGUACUUUCUUAGGUUUAUGCAGUUUGUUGACUGGCUGUGGAAGUUUUGAAGAAGCUCUUGAAAUGGCAUCCAAAGGCGACAGCACACAAGCAGACAAAUUGGUCCGGGAUAUUUAUGGAGGAGACUAUGAAAGAUUUGGCUUGCCAGGAUGGGCUGUAGCAUCUAGUUUUGGAAAUAUGAUUUACAAGGAGAAACAAGAAUCUGUUAGUAAAGAAGAUCUGGCGAGAGCCACUUUAGUUACUAUCACUAAUAACAUUGGCUCCAUAGCACGGAUGUGUGCUGUUAAUGAGAAAAUUAACAGAGUUGUCUUUGUUGGAAACUUUUUACGAGUCAAUACUCUGUCGAUGAAACUUCUGGCCUAUGCACUGGAUUACUGGUCAAAAGGCCAGCUGAAAGCAUUGUUUCUAGAACAUGAGGGCUACUUUGGAGCAGUUGGGGCUCUCCUUGGGAUGCCAAAUUUCAGCUAAAACAUCAGAAGUCACUAUCUCAUCAAGGCCAUCCAGGUAGAACAAAAAACACAUUCUUUAAGGUGAUGGGAACCAAAGGAAGAAAAGAAAAAAAAAAACCCAGCAGUGCUGCUUUUUUUUUCUUGGUGUGCAUAUGUGUCUUAAAAUGUUAAGUUGCUGUAAAUUGCCAUAUUAAAGUGAGAUAUUGGUAAUGUGUAAAAGCA